Messenger RNA from Epinephelus moara (kelp grouper), 1098 nucleotides. RefSeq names its product dendritic cell-specific transmembrane protein. Bases 76 to 1098 code for a protein of 340 amino acids. The record is from RefSeq and is a predicted model, not a curated record. Lineage: Eukaryota; Metazoa; Chordata; Actinopteri; Perciformes; Serranidae. The transcript has 3 exons. Gene Ontology annotation, cellular component: membrane.
ACACUACUCACAGUUGCCCUCUUCCUAUCAAAAAGAGUAAGGUGCUUAGGGACACUAUUUGUGAUCUCAAUUUUCAUGAAGAAGAGUCGGAACCUGCUCCUCACCGCUGGGACCAGUUUAGUAGUUCUUAGAAAUAUCCGCAACACCUUGGAGAACCUCACAGGCCUGGUCGGGAGUAUGAUUUGCAAUCUGAAGGCCAAGAAAGCAGCCAUCAUCGCUCCGUUCAGUAACUACGUCAAGUUGUUGAAGUGGCUGGGGAACAUGCUCAAGGGGGUUACAGAUUUGGGGGUGGUGAACCUUGACUCCAAACUCAAGGUUUCACCCAGACUGGAAUCAGAAAAACUGAAGGGGAAACUCAUUGAAGCAGAGCAGCAGCUGAACGAGACUGUGAAGUAUAUGCAGUACCUUAUGAAUACAGUCUCCUCUGUGACCGAUAAGAUGUUUCCUGCCAUCAGCUUCCUCGUGCUCAUGAUGUUUAUAGCACUGUACAUAAAAAAAUACUGCAAUGACAUGAAAUACCAAAAUAGGUUUGUGAGCAGCAGAUUUGUUCGCUUUGACGAGAAGCAGAAGGCGGAAGGAAAGCCCCACAUCCUCCCACUCACACCGGAGGAAGAAAAGCUGUACACUGCUGUCCCCUCCGCCCGUCCCACCACCAGAGAGGGGAGAACUAUGCUGAAAUUUGGUGUUCCAGUUGUCUCCCAUUUUGGGAUUGCAACUUUGAUAGGUAUACCAUUUGGUGAGGAAACCCAUCAAAAAGACUUUUCCUACUCUGUGACCCUAUUUGAGAAGCAAUGUCUUCCUAAACCCAAGCUGCUGCUCUAUAACUCUGUCGUGCCUUUGGCUGCCAUCCUGCUCACACUGCUCAUUAUGGCUCUGAUGGCUGCCAAAGUGGCCCAGCUCAGGCUGAUGGUCUGUGAGCAGUUCUUCUCCACCGCUGCGGAGCAGAGAGUGCAAUACCUGCACGCCAAAAUUCUGAGGAAGAGAUUAAAAAAGAGGAAGGAGAAAAACAACUGCAGCUCCACAUCACUCUAUUUUAAGGCACAUUUCUGGUGCCCGCUGCUCUUCAGGCCCAAAGAGGAUCCGCAAAGUAUCGUGUGA